Plodia interpunctella (Indianmeal moth) is the source of this 3732-nucleotide messenger RNA. Its product is annotated as protein toll-like. Lineage: Eukaryota; Metazoa; Arthropoda; Insecta; Lepidoptera; Pyralidae. Gene Ontology annotation, biological process: toll-like receptor signaling pathway; inflammatory response; innate immune response. The transcript is spliced from 8 exons. Bases 449 to 3394 code for a protein of 981 amino acids. Gene Ontology annotation, molecular function: transmembrane signaling receptor activity; protein binding. Gene Ontology annotation, cellular component: plasma membrane. The record is from RefSeq and is a predicted model, not a curated record.
UGCUAACACAGGAUCACGUCUUACGGGGUAGACAGAGUCAAUGGCUGAUUCAUCGGUGGAAUUGAGAUUGAAAUUCAUUUCAAUGAACUUUUUUAUUUGAUGAAUAUGUGUACAAAUGUGGUGGUAAAAUAAAAAUAAAAGCAAUCAUACCUAACCAGACAUGUUCUGCCGAUGUGAAAAUAUUGUAUUUUUAACUUUUAAAUAUUUGCACGCUUCAAUGUGACGGGACUUUGUAACAUGUGUUAGAAACAAUAAAUAAAUAUUGUAUUAAUACAUAAAUAAAUAAAUAAAUAAAUAAUAUAUUAAUUGUAUGAUUAAUUCGGACUGAUCGCAUUGUGUAAUUAUAUUUUAAAGUAGUUGUUAUGACCAGUGAUACAUUUGCCGCCAUUUUUGUGAGUCCUCUAUGGUUUAAAAAUAAAGGAGAAUAAACGCUGUUGAAAUCGUCAAAAUGCUCGCUCCGCUCAUGGUGCUCGCGUCGCUCUCGCUCGCGUUCGCCGCUCGCUCGUGCCCCUCCCAAUGCGCGACUUUUAUGCAGUUCGCUGACGGCCGGGAAGGAUGCGAGUGUCCGGCUGGUAACGGAACAGUUACUGUCUAUUUGUCUGUGGGAGCUGUUGAGAUUGUGUGCUUGGAUAACCUUAUAGAUCUGAGAUGUUCAGACAUACCUGAAAUCCCACGUUUCGGCUCACUGACGAAACUGAAAGUGACCGAUUGUGGACUAAAUGGACCAUUAAAAUGCUGGCUGGGGAAACUCGGAGUAAAAACUAUAGACACGUUGGUCCUUAGUGAUGUUAAAACUCCAUUGGAAGAAGAACAUAUCGUUGGAUUGGUUGAUAUUCACACGUUGCGCAUGUAUUAUGCUAGUGCCCAGCGGACACUUCCAGUGUCGGCAUUAACCGCAUUACCGAAUCUGCGCGAGUUUAGAAUACGUGGUGCUAACAUAUCAAGUCCGUCGCCCCUGAGGAACCUCCCGUUGACAUACUUGGAGGUCAGUGGCGAGAUUCAGCAUUUAGCUGACGGGGCGUUUGAGCUGAAACAGCUGGAGUUUCUGCAGCUAUUCGGAAAUGGAAUUGUGGAUGUGAAGGAGGACAAUUUCAAAGGUCUGUCUUCGUUAAAGAAUCUUAAUCUCGACCACAAUAAAAUCAGCCGGUUUCCAUUGAGGGUCUUCAGUAACAUGCCUCGUCUUGUGGAGCUCUCAUUUGUGGACAAUGCUGUGAAGCAGAUUGACAGUGAAGCGUUCUAUGGCCUCCGGCAGUUGAAAACUAUAAUCGCCUUCAACAACGCAGCUCAAUUGAAUCUCGCCCCCCUCGCCUUAGCGAAUCUCCCAUCCCUUGAAAACCUCAAAUUAGACAACUGUCAAAUACCGAAUCUUCCGUCAAAUUUAUUCACAAAUUCUACCAAACUGAAGAAUAUAUCUUUAAAGGAGAAUAAAAUAAUAAAUCUACCAGAGGGUAUAUUUAAAGAUCAACAGUUGCUGGCAACAUUAGAUUUGAGCGGGAAUAUGAUUGAUGAGUUGCCAGAUAGAGUGUUCUCGUCUUUGGGAAGCCUAGUGGAGUUGAAUUUGGACGGAAAUAAUAUCGCAAGACUGCCUGGGGAAAUCUUCAACGAUUUAACCAAUCUCCAAUCAUUGCGUGUCAACAAUAAUCAGCUGUCACACAUCGCUGACACGGCCAUGACACGAGCGCUGAGUCUUAAACACAUAUCCUUAUCUAAUAACAAAUUAUCUUUCCACCCGGAUUCGAACCCUGGACAAUAUUUCGAAAUACCACAGUCUCCAUUCAGGAUGUUACACCGCACUCUGGAGUAUUUGGAUCUGAGUGGCAAUAAUGUAACAGAAAUUUUGGAGGAUUGGAAAUUAGUGUUGAUUCGUGUGAAAACGCUGAAUUUGUCGAGAAACGGCAUCACGGAGUUGGCCGAUACCGACACACAAUUCAUUUCAAACCAAACCGUAAUAGACUUACGCCACAACAAAAUAACAAAAGUCGUUUUAAACAACCCGUUUUUUAUACCGAAAGGGGAACUUAAGACGGAAACCCUACACUCCACGAUACUUUUGGACGAUAAUCCUUUCGUAUGCGAUUGUUUAAACGAGAACUUCUUUUCAAAGUUACACAAUAACUUCCCAUACUACAACAUUAUACCUAAAUUCGAUACGGGCCGCGCCAGUUGCGUAAAACCAUCGCGUUUAAAAGGAGAAUUAGUCGAUAAUAUCGAUCCAUCGAUACUCACGUGUCGCUUAGAAGAAAAUUGUCCCGAGGGCUGCUCUUGCGACAUAAGACCUUCGACAAAACACAUCGAACUAACUUGUAAUGAUAUUCCUAAAAGCUUACCGGAUCCUCUCAAAUAUCGCGGUUACGAAGUCAACAGCACAGAAUUGACGCUCAAAAGUGUACCAAGCAAUUUGGACUUGCCGAAUCACGUCGACAGAUUAAUAUUACGCGAUUUACACUUAAUAAACAUGUUGACAAUACCCGAUUCUGUUAUAUAUCUAGAUCUGACUAACAACGAUUUAUUCGAAAUACCAACUGAUGUUUUAAUGAGAAAUAUAACUGUGUUGCUUAGUGGCAAUCCGUUUUUAUGUGACUGCGGACACGAUGACGCUGUGGCGAUACUACAGAGUUAUAAAAACAAUAUUUUAGAUGGAGAUACUGUGCGAUGUGAGAAUCAACAGUCGCCAUGGCCUGUAGAUGUUCCUAGACUAUGUUCAGUCCAACGUGCCGCGAUACUCGGUGGAUCGUUAGCCGUAUUAAGUAUAAUUCUCAUUAUCAUAGCAGGCUUAUAUUAUAGAUAUUCGUUACAAAUAAAAAUAUUCAUAUAUUCCUGCGAGAAACUAAGAUGGUUGAUCGCUGAGGAGGAUAUAGACAAGGACAGAAAGUACGACGCCUUCAUCUCUUUCUCGCAUAAAGACGAGAAAUUCGUCGCUGAAAAACUGAUUCCGGUUCUAGAAAGUGGGUCUAGACCUUUCAAACUGUGCGUGCAUUAUAGAGACUGGAUUGUCGGGGAGUGGAUACCGGCUCAAAUAGCAAGUUCGGUGGAACAAUCUAGAAGAACAAUUAUAGUACUUUCGAGAAGCUUUGUCGAAUCAGUUUGGGGCACUAUGGAGUUUAGAGUAGCUCAUAAAAGGGCUCAAGAAGAAAAAAUGACAAGAAUAGUCGUGAUUUUGCUGGAAGACGCGCCGCCCGACGGCGAAUUGGAUGCGGAAUUGCGGGCGUAUCUCUCGACUAAUACUUACGUAAAAUGGGGGGACCCUUGGUUUUGGGAAAAAUUGAGAUAUGCUUUAGCCGGUGGACGGGUUGGAGCGAAACCCAAACCAGAAAAGAAGCCUAAAAGUGUGCUCAAUGUUAGACUGAACAGCAGUGGACAACUCGUUAAUGAUACAAAAGAUUAUCUUGUCUAAAGGUGUGCAGUGCGCAUUUAUGUAUGCUAUACAAUUGGACUGGACGGUAAGUUACAUAUGGGUUUCGAGUCUUGCGAGUCUUGCCUCUGUAUGUAAGCUAUAAAUAUACAACUGAGAUACAUAAAAAACAUGAAAAUGAGAUAAAAAAUAGCAUUAAGAUACAAACAUUGCUUUCGUGACAUAAUUAUGUGUCGCACUGAUGCAAAUUGGAAAUAACUUAGUGGUGAAAUAGCUCAACGAGCGCAAACAUUGAUUUUCAUCACCAUAAAAGGCACGAAAGACCGCGAUAAACAUCCAAACAAACCCACUACUGGUGGUGGUGUUGUACAGCGGCUUCU